GCCUCACACCUUCAGCGGGGUCAAAUUUCUCCGGCGGAUCACAGCAGCCUCUUCAGGGCAGCGUCUGCGGCCCCGCAGGACUCCCGCACAUCGCAGGCGUUUCCUCCUGGAAUAAUGACGCUGUUUGCGGCCCGUUCCGCCUCGGCGCGCGGCGCCUUCGGCAUGUAAAGCUCUGCGGUUCGGUGCGUGAAUUCAGAGGAUUCUGCGCGUUUGGAUGCGUUUCGUGGGCGCGCAGCGGCGGAGACUCGGAGAGCGGGAACGACUAGAUCUGCGACUCGGCUCACCAUGAACCUGAUCGGGGGCUACCAGCAUCACCACCACCUGAUGCACGAGCCCUUCCCGUUCGUGCAGCGGUGCCACCAGGACGCGCCGUACUUCCAGAGCUGGGUGGUGAACCACGGCGAGGUCCCGCCGGACUUCCAGAUCCAGACGCCCUACCCGGCCGCGGAGCUGGGGGCGCCGGGGGCGCCGCACGACGGCCGGCUGGAGGGGCUCCCGGCGGGGAUGGGGAAGCGGAGGGCGUCGGGGCCCAAGAAGGAGCGCCGGAGGACGGAGAGCAUCAACACGGCCUUCGCGGAGCUGCGGGAGUGCAUCCCCAACGUGCCCGCGGACACCAAACUGUCCAAAAUCAAGACGCUGCGCCUCGCCACGAGCUACAUCGCGUAUCUGAUGGACGUGCUGGCCAAAGACUCCGGGGAGACGGAGGGCUUCAAGGCCGAGAUCAAGAAGUUUGAAACGCGGGACCUGAAGCGGAAACGGGAGCUGCCCGACGGCCUGCAGGAGACCAUCGGAGCGGAGAAGAAGGCGAAGGGCCGGACCGGGUGGCCGCAGCAGGUCUGGGCUCUGGAGCUGAACCAGUGACCCCCCCACCCCCUGAAGACCCUCCACCUCCACCCGCUUCUUCUGGAUUCAAACUGAGCACGCACGCGCUGAAAAGGUGUCAAAGACUGUGGAAAGAGACGAGAACGAGGCGCCGCUGGUGCGCUCUCGAGGAGCGGAGCGCGCGGCUCCAGCUGCCGCCAGAAUCCCGCACCUUUUCCCGCUCGGCCCCCCACCAAAGAAAAGAAAGACGUUUCUGCUUCUUUCCCGCCUUUGCUUGUAAUUAAGCUCCAACCGAGAAACGCGGGAAAAGGAAGUUCUGAUGAAGAGGAGAUCUCCUGGAGCCGCGACGCCGCAGGUGUUCCUGCGGACACAGGUGGUUGUUCCACGCGCGUUUGGCUGCUGUUUGUUGCGGGAUCCCGUUGAAUCUACCUCAGGCCCCCGGAGUGUCCGCGCGGCGUGACACCUUCACGCGGCGCAGCAGAGACCCGCAGCUUUCACGCACCAACAGGUUUCAACCCCUCCGCGUGCGUGUGGCCGCAGACGUGUGUUUUAGGUGUAAAGUUAUCUAUGGUUCCGGGAAUAAAUGAAUUAUUUUAAGACACGCGGGUUUGGGAUUAUUGAUGUUUUCUCCCUCGUAAAUUGUAUUAUUUUAAUUUAUUAUUUUCCUGUGUUUUUUAAAUCAGUUCUUCAUGUUUUCUCAUAAACAUUUUAGGGAUUUUAUUUAGAAAAUGUUUAUAUAUUUUAUCUAAAACACAAACAUUUAAGCGAAGUGUUUUAAAAACAAAGUAACUCUGUCAAUAAAAGCAAACAGUGACACCUGGCGGCCAAAAGCUGCAACAAACAGACAUUAAAACUAGAAGU
This is a messenger RNA of Oryzias melastigma (Indian medaka), 1683 nucleotides long. Its product is annotated as heart- and neural crest derivatives-expressed protein 1. Bases 286 to 861 code for a protein of 191 amino acids. The transcript has 2 exons. The record is from RefSeq and is a predicted model, not a curated record. Gene Ontology annotation, molecular function: RNA polymerase II transcription regulatory region sequence-specific DNA binding; DNA-binding transcription factor activity, RNA polymerase II-specific; protein dimerization activity. Lineage: Eukaryota; Metazoa; Chordata; Actinopteri; Beloniformes; Adrianichthyidae. Gene Ontology annotation, biological process: heart development; regulation of transcription by RNA polymerase II.